GCUCCCAAAAAAGCCCUCCAAUUUUUUUUUUUUGCACAUGGAACUUUGGAAGCUUCAAAACCUUGAACCUCUGUAAUGGCUUCCUCCACUGCCAAGCCCUAGCUUCAACUUUUCUCACUCUCGUUCUUCGUCCUCAACUCUCGGAGAGAAUUUUUCGCUUAUGCUUCCGCUUUAAUGGAUAGGCAAAUUGACGGACAUGCCGUUCCUUCGACAUCUACUAAUGGCAGGGCUGCUUUAGCGUCUACUUCUUCGUCUCUGCAACCUGAUUACAGUAGCCGAGCAGUACAGGAAGCGCUGAAACAUCUGGCAUCUAUUGAUCUGAUCGAGUUAUGCAAUGAAGCAAAAGUUGAGCAUUGUCGGGCCACAAGAGACUUGAGAAGCUGUGGACGGGAUGUUCAGUAUGUGUUGAAUUCAUGCGGACAUGCCUCUCUGUGUGAAGAAUGUUGCCAACGUUGUGAUACUUGCCCAAUAUGUAGAGUCCCAGUUCCGAAGAGCAGUGCUAGAACACAUCUUCGUCUUUUUUAUGAGUGUGUUGAAGCUGGUCUCAUUCCCAAGAAUUCCAAGGAACAGGCUUCUAAGGAGGAAGAUGGGGAGGAUAGAAUAUCUACAGAUGUUCAACGCUUGUAUUCCUUAUUUGAUGUUGCGCUGGAAAAUAACAUGGUUUCUCUAAUCUGUCACUAUGUUAGGGAUGUUUGUAUGGAUGAGAGUGCUGUAUCAAGUGACCCUGUCAUUGCAUUUUUGUUGGAUGAAGUGGCCGUGAAGGAUUGGUGUAAGCGGGCCUCCAGGAACAUUAUUACAGAACUUCAAGAAAUAUAUAACUCUGGUGUAGAGGGAAUGAGAUCCAGGUUGACCGUACUACUCAAGUUUUCGGUGCACCUUGCUGGCAUAUCCAAUGUGCUUGAAGUGUUGGACUCAUCAUUUAGAAGUUCUCAUUCAGCACAGCUUGAGGACCUGCACAAUCUUCAUGAGGACAUAUUGAAGAUCAAACAGCAUAUGGAGAUUAUGAUGUGGUGCAUAAGGCAUCAGUUUUUGGAUAAUGUUAGAUCCCGCCAUUCUAGCUUCACAUCAUGGCUUACUGCUGUCCGCGAAAGGAAAUCUGCUGCUAUCAAGCGAUCAUGGCCUGAUGCUUUGGAUGACUCUGCUGAUUCCAGUGGACGGGAGGGAUCUUUGUUCAUCGAGGAUGCACUGGAGAAUCUUGAUAUAGAGCAGUGGUACUCCCCAGAUGUAGUGGAUGGUUUGGAAAUUGCAUCAUUGGCAAAUGAUGGGGCCCCAAUUAUCUUCAGAUCUAAGAUUGGUGGGAGUUCUGGAUGCUACCCAUUUGAAAAUCUUCGAGUUGCUGUUGACGUUCUUUUUCUUCGUGGAAGUUCUGAUGUAUUCGUUGCAAAGAAAGCAAUCCUUUUGUAUUACUUGUUUGACCGCCAUUGGAUGAUGCCUGAUGAGAAAUGGAGACAUAUUGUUGAGGAUUUUGCAGCCUCUUUUAGCAUAACACGGCAUUCUAUAUUAGAAUCUUUUGUCUUUUAUCUUCUUGAUGAUCAUACAGAUGAAGCUCUGCAGGAAGCUUGCCGUCUUCUUCCAGAGAUCUCAGGCCCAGCAACCCAUCCUAAGAUUGCUCAAGUUUUGUUAGAACGGAAAAAUCCUGAUACAGCUCUUAUGGUUUUGAGGUGGUCAGGACGUGAUAGUAUGUCAGCCUCAGUUUCACUUGUGGAAGCUGUAAUUGGUGUCCGGGUGAGAGUGGAAUGUGGACUUCUGACUGAAGCAUUUAUGUAUCAGAAAAUGCUCUGCAAUAAGGUAAGAGACAGGAAAAAGUAUGAAGAACGUGAGGACGAGUUUGAUAAUGCUCAAAGCAAAUUUAGAAGGUGGGAGGACUGGGUGAAAAUAUUGGUGACUGAAAUUUGUUUUCUUUGCAUCCGUCGAAACUUUGUGGAUAGAAUGAUCGAGUUACCAUGGAAUUCUGAUGAGGAAAAGCAUCUCCAUAAGUGCUUGAUGGAGUGGUCCACUGCUAAUCCAUCAACCACUAUUGGAAGUCUCCUCUUUGUGUACUAUCUUCAGAGGUUUCGAUAUCAUGAGGCCUACCAAGUGAACCUCUUACUUCAGAAAGCAGAACAAGGCUAUAUUUCUGAGAGUUCUGUUGUUGAAGAGGUUUUAUCCAGAAUGAGAUCGAUGAGUCACUGGCGAGCAGGAUUGGUUGAUAAAUUCAUGGAGUUGCUACCAGAAGCUCAACAGCUGGAAAUAAAAUCCAGGAAGUUGCCUAAUGUUGGUGUUAAUUCUGAAGAAGUAGAUGUGCCACGAGAUGCAGAUCUAUCUGGGGUCCAGGAGCAGAGCUUAAGCAGUAUAUUGAUCCCCUCAGCCGUGAAUUCUACUGUAUUACAGAGAAACGACAGUAAAUUUAUCGUUAAACCCCCAGUUUUUGACACUCCAGGAAGACUAGGCGGGACAUUCAGUCAUUCCAAAAUUGCGACCUUUGGCUCACCAUCAGUUCACAAAAGGCUUUUUGCUAGUAAGGAAAGAGUACCAAAGAUACAAAAUAACCUACAUAAGAGUUCCAAUUUUCAGGACAUGUUUGGUUCUGGAUUCCCAGUUGCUAUGAAUAUUUCCCCCUCAGAAGAAGACACUAGAAGUUCAUCUAGGGUCCUUCCAAAUAGUCAACACUUUGACAACGAUCCUGAGAAACUCGGACUGGAUAAAGAGCCAAAUGGAAUUACUAACCAAGUUCGGAAUACAUCUCCAUAUUCCCGUAGGAUUACUGCUAACCCUAUUUAUAAUACACCCAGCAGCAAGUUUGGUUUAUUAGAUGUUCCUUCAAGGGGAGUGCAGGAAAAUGGAUCUAGUAAAAAUGCAGUGUCUGCUAGAGAUAAUGGAACUUGGAACAUCCAUUCCUUAGAUGACCCAAUGGACAUUUCAAGCCAUGGAGGACAAGAUUCUGCAGCAGAUGUUCAAUACAUGAAUGGCGCCCCAAGAUGGAGGUCUGAUGAAGGUAGCGACGAGGAAGAGCCAAGUCUUGACAGAGGUCCUAGAAUGGUACGUGACAAAGCUACCCUAAGUGGCACUAGAAGAUCAAGGUUUACCAAGAGAUAAUGACCGUUUUUAUACAUCUAAAAACUCGAGAUAAUAAUGCAUUUUAUGCCACACGGGUAGCUUGGAAUGGGUCAGAAGAGCAUGAGAGUUGCAAAACCUUACCGGCUCCCUCUUGGUUAAGAGGACGCAGUGCUUAAAGUGUUGCUGCUCCCAUGAGAGAUUGAAAUAAUCAAUCUGAAAGCCGGUAGUCCAUUGAGGUGGCUGCUUCUAUUUUUGUAUUUCAAAUGUCAAUAAAUUUUUAUAGGUUGAUAGGUUUGAAUGAUGAAAGAUCGGUGCUUUAAGUAGUGGAAAUUUGAAAGCAGGCCGUAGGAUUUGAUUUUAGUUAGAAACUCAAGUUUUCAGCAGGUGAGAUUGGU
Cucurbita pepo subsp. pepo (vegetable marrow) is the source of this 3431-nucleotide messenger RNA. Its product is annotated as E3 ubiquitin-protein ligase HOS1-like. The record is from RefSeq and is a predicted model, not a curated record. Gene Ontology annotation, biological process: protein ubiquitination. Gene Ontology annotation, molecular function: ubiquitin-protein transferase activity. NCBI's taxonomy places the organism in Eukaryota, Viridiplantae, Streptophyta, Magnoliopsida, Cucurbitales, Cucurbitaceae.